AGUAAUCUUUAUCUACAAAAAUUCUACACCCAGAUGGGUCACUAUCCGGUGCAUGGGAUCAGUGCGCUGCCAACCAAGAUGCCGUUGGUCCAUAAUAAUAAGCCGGAGCAGAUUGACGAGAUGGUUGCACUCGAGCUGCAGCAUCUGAAGACACACUAUGCUGACGAGGAGCAGCGCUACGUUGACCAAAUGCUACUGGAAAAUCCCGUUGUGGUUGAGAGACGACCGCCGACAACCAGAUCGGAGACGACUUCAGCCGCGGCCACUGCCUCGGCACAGACGUUGACCAACAGCCGAGAUACACAGCGUCAACGUGCCGAAUCCUGCCGCAAGUCCCGCUACAACAACAAGAUUAAGAAGGCCAAACUGCGCUUCCGACACAAGUUCGCCUGCAAUCAGCUGUCGGAGAGCGCCGGAGUGCUAGACUAUAUGCGCGAGGUGAUCGCCCAAGCGGAGUCGCAGCUCCUGGCCCGCGGAUUCAACCGAGCUGCUCUGGAACGUAUGCGCCAGAGCUUUGGCGUGGACCGCUGUGAUUCCGCAUCGAUCGCAUCGAUGGACCACUGAGAACAGCCUCUGGCACGUUGCAUAAUAUCUGUAGUAAUACUACUAAAUUUAAGUUGUACAAAGAUGGAGAGAAUCAGAAAAGACGAUAAGCAUAG
This is a messenger RNA of Drosophila innubila, 659 nucleotides long. RefSeq names its product protein sisterless A. The coding region runs from base 34 to 564 and encodes 176 amino acids. Lineage: Eukaryota; Metazoa; Arthropoda; Insecta; Diptera; Drosophilidae. The record is from RefSeq and is a predicted model, not a curated record. The transcript has a single exon.